GUUGUCCCUCCGGCGACAUGGCCUGUGAAAGGUAAUAUAAAUUUCACCUAGCAACCCCUCGCGAUGGCAACCGAUGGCAGACAGACUACUGCACAUGGAUACGACAGACAGGAUAGCCUUGCUUGGAACAGAAACAGUACGAACCGUGACACUUUGCCGAUGACGAAGAUUCCGUUCACCAGCACACAGGAGGGGCGCGGGCAAGUGUAAAAUAUUAUCCUAAGGUCAUUUGCGUUGCGUGAAAUACAGUCUCGAUGACACAUAUGGGGUCUCUCUUGGCGGUGCCGCCAGACAUCGGCUACAACAUGGGAAUUGGCGCAGUUAUAAACAACUGGAAAGAUCCUUGUCACAGCACGUUUCACUUCGAUUCGAGGACUUACGCAAACCACGUUGCGCAAAUGCUUAUAUAGUUUACCGAACAUUCCGGAACAUUCGAGAAAGUUCCCGAAAACUUCUACAAAUAAUCGAUGUAACGGCAAUUGUUUUCAAAUUUUGGAAUUAUUUACAAAAAAAGCCGCGAUGAAUUAGCACUAAAAGAUAUGGCCGUAUAAGCCACAUCAUAUUUUUAUCGAGCCAUUUUGCAUAACAAACCGGACAGAAUUAAUGCAAGAUCAAAACCGCAAAAGGCUAAAUUGAGCAACAAGUUGAUGUAGAAAAGAAUCACCGAGUCACCUGCUGCCUCCUGAAUUUCGUUUCCAUGCGGUCACAGCAUCCCUUAGUUUAAUGCAUUACGUGUUUGUACAAAGUGGCAAAAAGAAGAAAGAGAAAUCAUGGGGCUAGCAGAGGACGAGGUCGCUGAAGUGCAGAGACUUUGCGAAAAUGUGUUGCCGAAAUCGAAGCUGAUCACUUGUCUCUCUUCGCUGAUCCGUGUUGAUCUUCAUCACACGAAAAGCCGGCAGCUAACGAUUUGUAUUCGGUUCCCGCAGCACUAUCCCUCAGAGAAGCUUCUAUUAGAAUUCAAAAGCAAAACCAUGCCAGACGUAUUUCUUGAGCGGUUUCUUACCAUCUGCGACUCGAAGCUCACGGAGUUUACCGGGCGGCCACAGGUGAUGAAUAUACUUAAAUUCAUCGACGGAUACCUGUCGGAGAAUCCUCUGUGCAUUGUACUGGACGAGAUUCAAAACCUUCGCCAGAUGUUACCGAAUGCCAACGAUUUGAAACUGAAACAAAAGACAUCAACGGUUAGCGUGGCGGCCCGUGGUGGCCAGUAUUUCUUCACUGGCAAAUUCACUGUUCCCGAAAGCUAUCCCGCGGAACGAGUCCAAUGGGAAACCUUCGAAUGCAACCUACCGGCACCGCUGGUGCUCUUCGUUAAUGGGCAGGCAAAGGAAAUCGCUCGGCAAUGCGUGGAAGCCCCUCUUCGAAAGCUAAAAGCCAACGAAACAUUUCACGUUAAGCAAAGCCUCCAGCGAACGCUUGGCUUUAUCAUAGCGGCAUUGCAGGAUUUUCCGAACGAAAAGUGCCCCAUCUGCUUAACCUGCUGCUUGCCGGCUUGUCCAACGCAGAUUAUCACACAGGACGACAGUGACUCGUUUGUGGUGCGCAUGUUCUGUGGCCACAUUUACCACCAGGGUUGCCUGAAGCGCUACAUGAGCGAACCACCGUUUCCCGAGGGAGGCAAACUGUGUCCAGCGCCAAAGAAACAUCCACGCAGCGAUCGACGUGCGAACGAUCUGCAGUACUAUGAGCAACUCAAAACGCAACAAGCGGAGGUAGUCUGCGGCCAGCGAGUAACGCAUGAUAGGUGGGGCUUGAAUAAUGUAAAGUCCGCGGAGGCUAAAUGGGCACACCAGCAGGCUAGAAUAAGGGAACUGGAAGAAGUGAUUGAUUUCUUGCAGUAGACAUUUGCUAAUAAAUUUUUCGCAAACUUUGUUUGAGUUUGCUCCACUCAUUCAUGAAAAAGUCAGAAAAUUGAAUGCAUUGUAAUAAAUGUAAUGGUUUGUGCCGUUUUCGCAAACAGUUCUUGUAAAAGUAUGCUCUCCAUUAUUUCUUAGAUCCAAGUAAUACGUCAGCAUGAUCCUUUUUGCAGAAGAAGUGUCUUAUAUAGUUUUCGUGAAACCACUCGCAUGAAAAAUGUCUUCUAAUCUAUGUUUUCAAAUCAGUCACACUCAAAAACUUCUUUAAACCCAUUUAUUGAAACAUUAAUAGCUAUAGUUAGCAGAAGAAAGGCUAGUGCUGGAGAACCAAUCGAAAAAGGAGAAAAAAACAGUAUAAGAAAUAAAAAUACCAGCAAAUACUAUUUGGGAUUAAAUUUGCGACAUAUGGUCUUAGUAGCCGGUCUCUAAAAUAGCAGACGGCUAUAUCCUCAGAGCAGAUGGCUAGCGAAGGCCCAGGAUGCUGGAUUAAAUAUUCGUUCCGGGGUAAAUCCUCAAUGAAG
Anopheles darlingi is the source of this 2377-nucleotide messenger RNA. RefSeq lists its product as uncharacterized. The record is from RefSeq and is a predicted model, not a curated record. Lineage: Eukaryota; Metazoa; Arthropoda; Insecta; Diptera; Culicidae. The coding region runs from base 771 to 1841 and encodes 356 amino acids. The transcript has 3 exons.